AUGCCCGAGAAGACAAAGCCAGCACCCGAAUCAAUUCUGCCGAAAACAUUUUCAACUUCCAAUUCACUAAAAUCAAUCGCCUCUGAUUGUGCCAAAUCUCCCGGACAAUAUCUAGUACCCAAAACGCAAACAGGCACAGUGAUUCCUUCAACACCCUCCAACAGCGCUCCUUGCUCUGUUAUUGAACAAACCACAUCGGUUCCAUCCUCAUCGUUGAAGGCUUCCAAAAAAACCAUAACCAAGAAUACAACCGCAGUCACCCAAGCCGAAAACAGGCACAGCAAUUCCUCCGCAACUGCCAAACAGCAACCCGGCCUCGUCAUGGUCAAAGCCGCCCAAACCCAUACCUCAGAAGACAAACACAGUGCUGAAUUCAACUGCAUCAACACAAGUUUUGAACUCUCCUUCCUCAGCCACUAG
Molecule: messenger RNA, 420 nt
Organism: Puccinia graminis f. sp. tritici CRL 75-36-700-3
Lineage: Eukaryota; Fungi; Basidiomycota; Pucciniomycetes; Pucciniales; Pucciniaceae
Exons: 3
Coding region: 1-420 (139 amino acids)
Source: RefSeq, a predicted model, not a curated record